Puntigrus tetrazona (Sumatra barb) is the source of this 558-nucleotide messenger RNA. RefSeq lists its product as uncharacterized. The transcript has a single exon. Bases 1 to 558 code for a protein of 185 amino acids. The record is from RefSeq and is a predicted model, not a curated record. Lineage: Eukaryota; Metazoa; Chordata; Actinopteri; Cypriniformes; Cyprinidae.
AUGCCCAUGUCACUCCACGUCAGGUCAGUUCUCCAACGCUUAAUAGACAAUCAACUUUACGCCAAGCUCCAGAAAUGCGAGUUCCACAAGACCCAAGUGGCUUACUUAGGAUACAUCAUCAGUGCGGAGGGGGUAACGAUGGACGAGCACAAGGUCAAAGCAGUCGUGGAGUGGCCACGCCCCUCCACUGUCAAGGAGUUACAACGUUUUCUGGGCUUCUCGAAUUUCUAUCGAAGAUUCAUCCGCAAUUUUAGUCUUGUUGCAGCUCCUCUCACUUCACUAGUUAAAGGAAUUCACAUCGCCUAUCGUGGUCACCCGACAGUAUCAAGCAUUCAACCUACUCAGGAUAAGUUCACUUCCGCCCCGAUACUCCAUCACCCAGACCCCAACCGGGAGUUCAUAGUCGAGGUGGAUGCAUCAAAUGUAGGCAUCGGAGCCAUUUUGUCUCAACGUCACGGGCACCCAGCAAAACUUUACCCCUGUGCCUACUAUUCUCGUAAACUCAACUCAGCGGAGCGCGCAACUAUGAUGUGGGAGAUAGAGAGCUCCUCGCGAUGA